Messenger RNA from Populus euphratica (Euphrates poplar), 2902 nucleotides. Its product is annotated as E3 ubiquitin protein ligase DRIP2-like. NCBI's taxonomy places the organism in Eukaryota, Viridiplantae, Streptophyta, Magnoliopsida, Malpighiales, Salicaceae. The record is from RefSeq and is a predicted model, not a curated record. Bases 389 to 1741 code for a protein of 450 amino acids. The transcript has 7 exons. Gene Ontology annotation, molecular function: ubiquitin-protein transferase activity.
AAACAUUGAGAGCCUCGAACAAAGGCCAUUACCAGUGUCCAAAUCGAACAAGACCAGCCCUCUCUUCUAAUACUCCAAGAUUUCACUCUCUCCAUUUUUUUGUUUUUAUUAAUAAUAUCGCUCUCUUAAAUUCCUUUUUCUCGCCCACCAAGCACAAAGCCACUGCCAAAAGAAUUUGUCUAGAAUCGUUAAUCACCAACCCAGCCCAACCACCACCCUUUCUUCGCCGAUUCUUGCUUGUGAUUGUCGUGGUUUUUUCUUGGAAAAGAAUAAAUAACUCUCGUGAUUUGUGGGGUCUUGAUUACAUGCACCGUGUGGGGUACGUGAAACAAGGGAGAGUGUUAGUGGCUUAGUGAGAACCCAAAGGCAGGUGGUGGUGUUAGCGAAGAUGGUGUUAGGCCAGGUGGUGAAGGUUCAAAGACAGGAAAUAGAGGCAUGCAUGACCUGUUAUCUUUGCAACAAGCUCUUCAGAGACGCCACUACUAUCUCUGAGUGCCUCCAUACUUUUUGCAGAAAAUGCAUAUACAAGAAGAUAACUGAUGAGGAGUUGGACAGUUGUCCAGUUUGUGAUACUGAAUUAGGUUGUUCUCCGCUCGAGAAGCUCAGGGCAGACCACAGCUGGCAAGAUUUAAGGGCCAAAAUCUUCCUUUCCAAUAGAAAGAAGGCCAAGGAACCUGAAACAGUGUCCUUGGUCCCAGAAGGCGUGCCCUCGGUCCCAGAAACUGCGCCAGCAGUCCCAGAAGCCAUGCCAAUCCAAGAAGCUGAUCGCCCAGUUCCAUUGAUAGGUAGAAGAAAGGAGAGAUCUCUCUCUUCAUUGGUAGUCAGCACACCUAAGAUAUCCGUCAAGUCUUUUCUGACGGGAAAAAGAUCAAAACCUAUUGCCAGAAAACGAGAAUCUCCUGUUCUCAUUAAGGAGCUGGUUAAGAAAGUGGACGGUUACUAUGAGAGCUUAAGCUCGCCCGAGACUUUAAGCAAAAUUGCACAAAAUAAAAGGCAGAAUUCUUCUACUGCCGAGUCACCCAAACAACACAAGCCUAAUAAAGUUGCAGAGGAUGGUGUUAAACCAUGUAAAGGGAAAGCUGAUUUUUGGAAACCCUUAAAUUGCUCGGUUGAAGCUUCAAGCAAAACAAAGUCUAAUAAGUCAGAACUACAGGAAAUUCUUGUCCAAAUAAAGAAGCUUGAUGCCCAGGAGAAAGCUCAAUCACUCAAAACCAGUGUUAAGGAGCACGGUGAUAAAUCGAAAGUUAAUGGUGAAGAAUCUAACUUGACUGCAUCGCCUUCAGUUUCCGUGAAACCUAGACGGCUGCAAGGCAUGCAACAAAAAAGAGCAGCUCCCUCUGAGGGGUUGAAUAUUCCAGCACAGACUAUUGUCGAUGCAAACAGUAAAUGUGAUACAAGAUUUAGUCCCAUUUGGUUCUCAUUAGUUGCUUCUGAUCAUGAGCAGGGUGGAAGUGCGCCCUUGCCACAGAUAUCUUCGUGCUACUUGAGGGUUAAGGAUGGUAAUUUGCCAGUUUCAUACAUAAAGAAGUAUCUUGCCCAGAAGCUGGGUCUUGUUAGGGAAGCUGAGGUGGAGAUUUCAAUGCGUGGUCAGCCAGUGGUUUCAACGAUGCAGCUGCAUAACUUGGUAGACUGGUGGUUGCAGACAGCUUCAGCAUCUGAAAGAAUACGGACAACUGUGGGCGGUUCAGCUAAAGAUUUUGUGAUGGUUCUCUCGUAUGGUCGCAAAGCUCAUCCUCCGUAAACAUCUUCGCUUCAGCGGCGAAAUGCCAUCUCUUGCAACAGUGAUCUUGGUCAAGGUGGUCGGAAACAAACAGCGUGUUUUGCAUCAUCGUGAAUGCACAGCCGAUGAAUUUGCUAAAACCACUCUGCUUUCUCUCCUUUUCAACUUUUCUUGUAAGGAUAGUAGACAUAGUAGAAACUAUACAAAAGUUGUAGACGAAUAUGGAUUGUUUAUUUUAUUAUUAGCAGAUUUGGGGAUUCUGGACUAAUGCCUGAAUCCAUGGAUUAAAUUUAAAACAGUUCAAUGAGGAUUCAUGCUACUAGCCGAAGCCAAAGCCAGGUUGGGCAUGACCUUAGAAACAUCUGGUUGUGCUGGGCUAGAAUGGUCAAUUGGCGACCAUUUUACAUAGAGUAAAUUAGGUUCAUGCUGAAGAGCGAGGAAAAAAAACACAUAAGAAAUCCCUGUCUAAGAUAAGAGCAACUUUGAUGUGCAAUUGGCAUAUACUCCUUCCGCCUUUUCCCCUAUUUAUCCCUCUUGUUCGGUUCAUGACAAAGAAGCAUACAGACAUUGUUAUUCUUGACAUCAAGAUUUCAGACCUCGAAUUGGAAAAGAAGGUUUGUGUGAUAAUUUCAAAAUUCAAAGCCAGCAACAUUCUGCCUCUUCACCACAAAAAAAAGACAACGAUACUCAAUUGUAGAUUCUAGCUUAUCCAAAGCCAAGGAAUCAAGGCACGUAAAUCAUCAAUAUAGGGGCUGUUAAAAAGAGAAGAAGCCGUUACUGUUUACUAUGCAGGAUGUUGAUUUUACGUCCUCUGAUAUCUGAAAAAAAUUGUAAAUAUUCAGGUUCUGGCUAAAAGCAAAUCUCAAGAGAACAAUUGCAACCUCUCAGUAUCUGCAGCAGCUGCUUAAAAGGAAGCCGGUAAACAAGAUGCAAAGCAGAUAUAUUUGAGAUUUACUUUUAGCCAUAAAUCAAGGAAAUGAAUAAAUAAAAUUCAUGUAUAGCAGGGAUCAUCUUGGUCCCAGAUUUCAAGUCGAAGCAUGAUCUCGGUUCCAUGUCCUACAAUAACAGAUAACAUCAUCAUUAACUUGACCUUGACGUCCUAAGUUUUCAGGCUUGCUCCUGUGCUUUGAUACAGGUAUGAAGCAACAGAGAAACAUCAAUCAACAAAGAUCAUGCCCACGG